CCUCUUGUAUCCCAGCAUGCUUUGCAGUCGAUGCGGAGGAAAAUGAAAUCGGCCAUGUCGUGGUAGUCAGCAGUAACUUUCUUUCAGGGAACCGCGCUGACAACAGGAAGAAGGUUAUAGCGAGUAUUUUCGAGAAGAGGACACACGCAGGGAGUUUGUGCACCCAAACGAGGUGUUCUGAGACAGAAAUUAACGUGAAAGAGGAGCCGAAAGGCGGUAAAGAGGACGCCAUGAGCGGCGGGACGCCUUAUAUCGGUAGCAAAAUCAGCCUGAUCUCCAAGGCCCAGAUCCGCUAUGAGGGGAUAUUAUACACCAUCGACACCGAAAACUCCACCGUCGCGCUCGCUAAAGUGAAGUCUUUCGGCACCGAAGACCGUCCUACAGACAGACCAGUGGCUCCGCGGGAUGAUGUCUUCGAAUACAUCAUCUUUAGAGGAAGUGACAUCAAAGAUCUGACCGUUUGCGAGCCACCGAAGCCCAACUGCUCUCUGCCACAAGACCCGGCCAUCGUACAGUCAUCUCUAGUCUCCGCUCCGGCGCCGUCCUUCCAGCCCCUGGGUUCUUACGCGUCCUUCAGCCGACCCCCUGCGCGCGCCUACAGCCAGUUCUCGGCUCCCCCCGUGCCCCAGCCCAUUGGCGCUCCUGUCGCUGCAGGUCGCGCCAGCCCGUCUCUGGAUGUCCCGCGGAAGAGCCCGAGCCUGGAACACGCAGCGCAGCCUGCUCCUCUAGCGCCGCCUGCUGGUUCUGUGAGUCAGAAGAGUCCUGGAGGGGGAAGACCUCCUCCCAACUUGCAGAAACAGCCUGCUGAGAGCCAGGAGCAAAGCAGGGCUGCCGAUGUAGAGAAGGCCACUCGCGCAGAAACGGACUUGAGCAAGAUGGAGAACCGGGAAGCCAGCAAACGCCCGCAAGGCGGAACAGGUGCCUCUGCAGUGAGAAGAGGAAGAGGAGGAAGUGGUGGCGGAGGCGGAGGCGGCGGCGGUGGCGGCGGUGGAGGUGGUGGUGGUGGAAAUCAGCGCGGCCGGGGCCGGUAUAACAUGCGCAGAGACGGACCAAUGAAGUUCGAGAAGGACUUUGACUUUGAGAGCGCCAACGCCCAGUUCAACAAGGAGGAGAUCGACCGCGAGUUCCAGAGCAAGCUCAAAAUCAAAGAUGAGAAGGCGGUGAACGGGGAAGACAAGGGCGACUCGGGCGUGGAGACGCAAAACAGCGAGGGCAACGUGGACGAGGAGGACCCACUGGGACCCAAAUGCUACUACGACAAGUCCAAGUCCUUCUUCGACAACAUCUCCUGUGACGACUCCAGAAGAGAGAAACCUGGAGGGGGCAGAGAGCGGAGGCAGACCUGGGCUGAGGAAAGGAGGAUGAACGCCGAGACGUUUGGCCUCCCGUUGCGCCGAGGCCGUGGGGGUUUCCGGGGCAGAGGGGGCCCUAUGGGUUUCCGUGGCGGUCGCGGGCGUUCAUCCGGACGUGGCUUUUUUGCCCCGCCCCGCGGUGGACCCGGAUUCAGAGGGGGGUUCCGCUCAGGACGGGGAGGACGAGGAGACUUCUCUGAAUUUGAGUACCGGAAGGACAACAAGGUGUCGGCGUAGUUCAGAAGAGGAUCGACUACAGCGUGUCCUACAGGCUGGAGUUCUCCUCCACUCCCCUCUCCCUCCUCCCCUAUAGACACUCUGUCCGUCUGUCCUAAAUCUACAUCCAGUGCGGGUCGGCCUACCCCAGCUGGACUCGUUCCUCCUUUCUGCUUCCCUCCUCUUUUUUCUUUUUUCUUUUUUUUUUUUUUAUUUGUUUGUUUUUUUUUUAGAAAAGAAAACAAAACAAAAAAAGUAAAUCUUCAGAUCUUUCUUUGAUACAGACACGGAGGGGGGGAAAAAAGCGUGAGACUUUAGUGAAAUUACUUUUCAGUAUUUUUGCAUCAGCGUUUUAGUUCCUUUCUUACGGAGGAAUAAUAAUAAUAAUGGGAUUGAAAUGCAUUUGGUGAUAUUCCUCUUAGGUGCACGCACACACACGUACGCGCGCACACGUGCGCACGCCGACGCCCGCUGAUACUGUGAGCUCCCAUCAGUUAUAUAGCUUUUUAUUUUUUUUCUUUCGGUUCCCGUCUUAUAGAAGCACCAAAUCCGUCUGUGUGUCCUGUGUGGUCACGAUGGAGAGCGUCACCCUCACAGCCUGAACCACUUCUCGAUUAGACACGUGACUCCACUGCGAGUAGCUACAGCAUGUUCUCUUUCUCUGGUGCUUUCCUCCUAGUUUUAUUUUUUUUUAUUUUUAUUGUAGUGACUUUUUUUUUUUCUUCUUCUUCUCUCCUCCUGACGAUUCGCCCCCCUAUUUCCUCACCCGAAUGGUCUGAUCCGGCCGUUUCCUAAAUUCUCAUCAACUCCGAUCUCAAAUGUUGGCUAAUGAGUAAGAAAAGACAACUAUAUGUUGAAUGUAAUAAUGCUGGUGUGAAGUUAGCGAGCACUCGAAGGGAUUUUAGAAAUAUUAUUAUUAUUAUUAUUUUUUUUUUCUGGUUUAAGGAAUUACUCCCGUAUGUCUUUCCAGUGCCAUUGUAGACAGGAAGUGUUCCCUGUACCCUGCUGGAAGAGACUGCUUCCUUUCUUUCUUUCUUUCUUUCUUUCUUUUGGGGGGAAAAAGAAAUCACACAUUCGCUUAGAAUUGAUUAAAGUCGAGAUGCGAGCGCCAGUGGGUAUCGCCUUUCACCGAUUACGCAGAUGUCUUUUUGUCAGGCUCUUUGAUACGUCGACGUGUUUCAAUUCUGUUACAUUUGCCGCACAACUAAUCGCCGUUGUCUGUCGAGUUCUUCAGGGAUUGUCCAGCGCACUCUUUAACAGUACGAUCAGAUCCCCUCAAAGAAAAAAAAAAUCAUUUGCACUUUAGAGACGAUUAACGCCAUGAUACACAAACUUGGUUUUUGUUUGUUCGUUUCUGCGCCAUGUUCUCUUUACUUUGGCUUUAAAUAUGAGUAGCUCUGGUUUUUUUUGUUUUUUUUUUUGUGUGUUUUUCUUUAAAGUCUUAUUAAACUUCGAAUCUGAGAGAGACAGAGAGAGAGGGGGGAUGUAUGACGUGAAGAACAGAUGUGUUGAUAACGUGAAUCUAGCGCUCGUGUAAUGAGGUUUGAAUUCUGUUUGAGAACCUGGUAGCGUUACAACAAAUGAGGUCAUGGGUUUAGAGACUGGCCCGCCGCUCUGGUGCACCGCCGCUCUAGUCUCAUCUUAAAAAAAAAAAAAAUCAACUUUUUAGGGUCUAUAAAAAGGUUUCUGCUUGGAGUGGGGAUUCAGAUGGUUUGAAAUCAAAUCGGGACGUUUUGGCGAAGCUUUUGAAGCGUCCCUGAGCUUACAAGCUCAUGCGCGAAUGAUUCUCCCCCCCCCCCCUUUUUUUUAAAAGAAAAUUAAAUAAAUAAAUAAAAGAGAAGUGCUGAGCAAGCCUGUCAGACCAUGACAUUACCACUAACUCUUCACUUUUUUCAGCUUGAGGUUCAACACAAUAUAAUGAUGUACAUUGCACUAAGAUAAGAUGCCUGGUGUGUGUGUGUAUAUAUACACACACACACACACACACACACACACACACGAAAAAAUUUGACAGUUUGAUGGUGAACCUGGUCGCCGGCUUGAGUUAUACAACAAAAUCGUUUACUUUUAAUAUCUGUUACAUAGCAAGCUGGAGAAGUGGAAUAGCAGAAGGGAUAGCGGUGAUGUCAUGGUCACAUGGUGGUGCGAUUAGCCGAUCGGAUGAUCUCGUGCUUUUCGGAUGCGUCAGUGAUGAACUCUGUGUGCGCGCGCGUGUGUGUGUGUGUGCGGAGGGUUGAUUGUGUAGGACCGCUGAUCCAGGGUCAGUGUUGAGUUUAAUUCAGGAUUCCUCCGCUGUGCUCAUGAACGAAUUCCAGCUCUAUGAGAUCCUUUAUCGCGUGGUAUUUAAUUCAUCUUUUUUUUUUUUUCUUUUCCCCUCCCCCUGAAUGUCAACGGAGCACUUUUCCGCUUCUCUACCAGCAUUUGGGAGUUUGUAUGCAUUCUACAUUUUUGUUUUUUUUUUUGUUGUUGUUGUUUCGUUCGUUUCUUCUUUUCCUGCUCGUGCAAGGUUUAUGAUGAAAGACACUCGUCCGUGCUUCGUCCUUUCGUCUCGUAUCAAUAAGACUCGGUAAGGUUCGUGUUCUUGUCGUGGCUUGAGGUUACCUUUGUGGCUCUUGUGUACUUCCUGUAGGCGCUACGCGAUGAACCUUAGCUACAUGUGGCAUAUUAUUAUUAUUAUAAUAUUGGUCUAUUGGUAGGCAGCUAGUAUAAAGCCCUGCAGUUCAGGAUGAGCCGUCUGAUUGGACGAUUUGGUCGUGGCUUGGAGGACAGCAUGAAGGGAAAUGCCUUAAUGAGCCAGAGAAGUUGUGUGUCGUAAGUAUUCUGGUUGUAUUGAGCGCUCUCUUGCUCGUGUAGUGCAGUGCUGAGGACGGGUAAAUCCUCUGGUGUGUCAAAUUUGGGAUUUUGCUCUAGCAAGAGAGUGUGUCUGUGUGCGUGUGUGUGUGUGUGAGAGAGAGAGAGAAGUGAUAGCGAGUCCUGGACUGAUGCAAUAAUCACAUUAACGCCACACACUGCCCCGGUCCUCCUCCUCCUGCUCAUGAGAUGUCAGACUGUACAUACAGAGUUUCAUUUUGUAAAGGUGAAACAGGAUUCUUUUCUCUCUUCUAAAAGAAUUUGAUUGGCUAACGUGUUUUUUGUUUUUUUUUUUGGUUUUGUUUGUAUUUCCUGAAUAAAGCAAUUGUACAGCAUGGUGUACUUUCAGUGACCAGCUUGAGGUUUUUAUUCAGAAAUGAGAAAUAAAUAGUUGUUCAAAA
Messenger RNA from Ictalurus furcatus (blue catfish), 4819 nucleotides. It is a transcript of the gene lsm14ab, whose product is annotated as LSM14A mRNA processing body assembly factor b. Gene Ontology annotation, biological process: P-body assembly; cytoplasmic stress granule assembly. NCBI's taxonomy places the organism in Eukaryota, Metazoa, Chordata, Actinopteri, Siluriformes, Ictaluridae. Gene Ontology annotation, molecular function: mRNA binding. Gene Ontology annotation, cellular component: P-body. The record is from RefSeq and is a predicted model, not a curated record. The transcript has 10 exons. Bases 231 to 1589 code for a protein of 452 amino acids.